UAUGGCGCGACUGACUCACGCCUGCUGUCGCGACUCUUGACUUGUCCCACGACAUCGCAUCAGCUCUAUCACUACUCGCUGGCCUUCAGUUCGUUUUAUCGUUUCCUCACCAUGCGACCAUCCCACGUUGCACUUAUCGUUCGAUUACAGAUUAGCUGCUCCUGCUCGUAACGGCACAUCCGCUGUGACCCCAACGUGUGCCAUUUGCACAAAAAGAGACGUUAUUGGAAACUGGCCUCUGACCUGCGUUGAAGCGCACCGUGUUCGCAUUUCCUGAUUCCAUUGGUCGCUGAUCGUGCGAGGAUCCGCGCAUCACCAUCCCCAAAGCCGGGACCUCCACGCCCCGUUGAACACAUAUCCAGCCGUGGAGCACGCGAACAGCUAUGGAGCCUCAUUCGCGAUCCCUUUCGUCUCAGAAUGGCACGUUGCGUCUUCCACAGGCUCUCAUCCUGCUGCUGAAGCCCGCUUUGGCCCAGUCAGCCAAUGACCAGGGCGUACAGAGUUUCGCCGACCUUUCGCUUUGGGACACUAUAAGACUUUCCAUCUACCGCUUGAUCCUUCUCAUCAACCCUUUUGUGAACCGAGGCAACUUCAUCACCUCAGCUUUUGUGGGUAUGGUCAAGUUGACAGCUCUGUGCGGCUCUGCAUACUGGGUGUGGGAUCGGCAGAGCAAGCAAGGGAAGAUCGCUCCGUCCAUAAACUCCCAGCAUGCGGACGACGCCACCGACGACGACGUUGCCACUAACGACCCGGGACUGUUAAGGAAGCACUCUUCUAUUCAGUCAUACACAGUACCUUCUACCAACAUCACAUAUCCUGGCGUGCGAACAUUCUACAGACCACAUCCACAGGAAAGCAAGUUUCCCAGGGAGCCUAAUCCAGUACCUUUGGUGGUAUUCGUUCACGGCCUAGGCGGUUCGAUUGCACAAUUUCACCCCAUCCUGCUGAGUCUCUCCAACCUCGCCUCAUGCUUAGCAAUCGAUCUUCCAGGAUGCGGUCGAUCUUCAUUUCAACCUCGAGCAGCUGCGGCAUACACAACAGAUGCACUCGUUCAACUCUUAGCUGUCGUUAUCGAGCAGCAUCGUGCUGGAGAUGAGAGUCAGACUGUUGUCCUGAUUGGCCAUAGCAUGGGCUGCUCUCUAGCUGCACUUCUGGCUUCACCGACGUCGCCUCAUGCCCAUUUACUUUCAAAGCAUAUCAGUGGAGUGGUCGCUAUUUGUCCCAAGGCAGGACCCCCGACUGAGGAUCAAACAAAGCUUCUGCGUCGAGUCACCUCAGUACCCGCGAUGCUUUUCGACCUAUACAGAAGGUGGGACCGUCGUGGCGGAAUUAACAGUGCUAGCGUACUUCGUAUGGCUGGACCAGACGCUGAAGAGGAGACCAAGAAACUGCAGCUGCGGUUUAACAGACAGAGUCGUACCGCGGUGUGGCAGCGCAUGGCACGCGGGAUGUGUCCGGACUAUGCCGUCAGCCCUCCUGCGGGCGGUCUCCCUGGACGCCAAACCUGGAUGGGCUUGGAGAUACCAAUCUUUCUUCUUGCCGGCGAGGCCGACUCUGUGACACCAGCAGAUAACGUCAAGCUGAUUGUUGAUUACCUCGGGAGAGACGUGGGGGCCAUCGAGCCUCCCAGCGAAAAAGCAAGUUUACCGAUCGCUGCAGCACCGUUCGACCCAGCAGUUGUAGACUCUGCUUUCGCAGAACGUAAGCAUCAAGACUCGGGCAUCGAUGCAAAUGAUCUCCCGAAGCUGGACAGCGAGAGGAGCGCCUCUAGUACAGCAGCCGCCUCUACGAUCGGCGAAAGCCUUAUUCAAACCGAGACCCGUACUACAGAUGGCAGUGUCGUCACGGCGAUUUCAUCUCCUACAGCCGCACCACCGUCUAAUAACCCUUCACCGCAUCCCCGCCGCCUCGUUGUUAAGACCACGAUCAUGCCAAAACCCGCGGCACACUCCAUGCUCUUCGCACCAUCCACCUCCCGCACCCUCUCCGGCCUCAUUGGCAGCUUCCUCGCCGAGCACGUCGACCCACGUCUCUCGCUGGCCUGGCAACUCCAAUACCUCUCCACCACGAAUAAGUGGGAUGUCAAGAACUUUGCAAAAUGGCAAGCCAUCACCCCCGUCUCGGCCCCGAUCGCCCACACCUUCCGCGCCAUGAAAACUCUCCGCGAAGUCGACGCCCACCACGCCCCCAAGAUCCUCGCCCGCGAGUGGCACAACAAGAUCUCCGCGGUUAUCGAUAUCAGCCACGACAACCCCGUCUACGACCCCGCCGGUCUCGAAGCAGGUGGAAUAGCGUACUUCAAGUUCCCCACCGUGUCCAAGCAACCCCCCCUGCGCGCCGAAGUGCGCGCCUUCAUCGCGCUCGUCGACGACGUUGUGACGCAGAUGCGUGAGCAAAAGAGACAGGGCCUCGUGGCGGUGCAUUGCCAUUACGGGUUCAACCGCACGGGGUUCUUCCUCGUGUCCUACCUGGUUGAGCGUCUGGGGUGGAAGGUCGAGGCGGCGCUGCAGGCGUUCCAGGAGGCGCGGCCGCCGGGCAUCAGGCAUAGUCAUUUUGUGGAUGAGUUGCAUGUGAGGUACUGUGAUGGGUUGAGGAGGGCGCCUACGCUGUAGGUGUGUCUGUAAGGAACGGAGGGGUGAGUGAGGAUUGUGUCUUCAAGUUUUUGAGGGGUUAGCGGUGCGUUUGGCGUUCUGGGUAACGGAUAUGGGGCAUGGUGUUUAGGUCGAUGGGUUUGAGCUGGUGGGUACGGGGACUGGACUGGGACUGGGAGGACUGGAGAAUGAAUACUUUCUCGUCCGCUCGCGGCGUGUAGUCCUUGAAUGACACGACGUUGAAACAAGAAGCGUCCCACUUAAGAUGA
Molecule: messenger RNA, 2860 nt
Organism: Boeremia exigua
Lineage: Eukaryota; Fungi; Ascomycota; Dothideomycetes; Pleosporales; Didymellaceae
Exons: 2
Coding region: 384-2612 (742 amino acids)
Biological process (GO): dephosphorylation; 7-methylguanosine mRNA capping
Molecular function (GO): mRNA guanylyltransferase activity; protein tyrosine/serine/threonine phosphatase activity
Source: RefSeq, a predicted model, not a curated record